Taeniopygia guttata (zebra finch) is the source of this 1752-nucleotide messenger RNA. NCBI's taxonomy places the organism in Eukaryota, Metazoa, Chordata, Aves, Passeriformes, Estrildidae. The record is from RefSeq and is a predicted model, not a curated record.
AUGAGCGCUGCCGCUCGCUGCGGGGGCAAACCCGGCCCGGGGACCGGCACCGAGCCCGGCCCGGCGGGAGGCAGCGAGGGACACGAGCGGGGACAUCUCCCUCUGCACGUCCCAGAGACAAACACGGCACUCGGACCCGCAAGGCGAUUCUCCAGCCCGUGUGCCUCAAGCGGCCAGCAGGGCGGGCAGGGCGGGCACACCCGCAACAACCCCGCCGCGGCCACCCUGCCCUGCCACGCAAACCGCAGGCAGGGCCCACCCGCGCUGGCGCUGACAGGCGGCGGCCACAACCCAGCCCCGCUCCCCCCCGACUUUCGCCCCGCCCCGGCCCUCUCCACAGCGAUCCCCCGGCCCGGGCAAUCCCCACACGGAGCCCCGCGGGCCGAAGCCGCCCGCUUCUCCCGCUUCUCCUGCUUCUCCCGCUUCUCCUCCCCCCGUGUCCGCCGGGGCCGAGCGGCCGGGUCAGCGCGCCCGGGGCCGAGCCCGGAGCGGCGCCAGCGCGGAACGGAGCGCUGCAAGGAGAGGAAAUACAGGGAACGGUUCUCCCGCCCGGCCCCGGCGCUCCCCGGCCGCCCGUACCUGUGUCCCGGGCCCCCGGCGGGUCCCCCGCGCCCCGGUCCCGCCCGGCGCCGCUCGCUCCGCGCCUCACAGAAAAUGGCGGCCCCGCGCCCAGGCAGACAUUUAUCCCCGCCCAUCGCGCGCUCGGCGCUCCACGCCGUGCCUGCGCCCGCCUGCCCGCCGCUCCCGCCUCCCCGCCUGGCGCGGGAGCGCCGAGCUGCCGAUCGGCCGCCCCGCCCCGCCGCCAUUUGGGGGCGGCUGAGGCGCUGCUCGGGGAGGGAGCGGGGAGGGAAGGAGAGAUCCAAGGAGAGAUCCAAGGAGGGAUCCAAGGAGGGAUCCAAGAAGGGAUCCCGACGCCGCCGCGCCUCCAGCCCUGCCCGCCACCCGGCCUGGGAGAGCGGCAUGAGCGGGGGCUGGAGCGGGCGCCCCUCAGGGCACCGCGGCGCCGCCUCACAGCAGGGCCCGGAGCACUGUCCGGAGCCCGGAGCCCGGAGCAGAGCCCUGAGCACGGAGCACAGCCCGGAGCACAGCCCGGAGCGCAGCCCGGAGCCGAGCCCGGAGAACAUCCCGGAGCACAGCCCGGAGCCCGGAGCCGAGCCCGGAGCACAGCCCGUAGCACAGCCCGGAGCCCGGAGCCGAGCCCGGAGCACAGCCCGUAGCCCGGAGCCGAGCCCGGAGCGCAGCCCGGAGAACAUCCCGGAGCGCAGCCCGGAGCACAGCCCGGAGCGCAGCCCGGAGAACAUCCCGGAGCGCAGCCCGGAGCACAGCCCGGAGCGCAGCCCGGAGAACAUCCCGGAGCGCAGCCCGGAGAACAUCCCGGAGCACAGCCCGGAGCGCAGCCCGGAGCACAGCCCGGAGCGCAGCCCGGAGAACAUCCCGGAGCGCAGCCCGGAGAACAUCCCGGAGCGCAGCCCGGAGAACAUCCCGGAGCACAGCCCGGAGAACAUCCCGGAGCGCAGCCCGGAGCACAGCCCGGAGAACAUCCCGGAGCACAGCCCGGAGCACAGCCCGGAGCGCAGCCCGGAGAACAUCCCGGAGCACAGCCCGGAGCGCAGCCCGGAGCAGAACCCGGAGCCCGGCGCCGCUGUGCCUGGGCAGAGCCAGCCCUGUCCUACCUGUGCGUGGCCAAGGCCGGCUCUGCAGGGAGCAGCAGCGGUUGCCCAGGGGCGGUACGUGCUCAGGGGUGGGGUGUGA